Orycteropus afer afer is the source of this 4716-nucleotide messenger RNA. It is a transcript of the gene NWD1, whose product is annotated as NACHT and WD repeat domain containing 1. Lineage: Eukaryota; Metazoa; Chordata; Mammalia; Tubulidentata; Orycteropodidae. The record is from RefSeq and is a predicted model, not a curated record. Gene Ontology annotation, molecular function: protein binding.
AUGAGCGUGGGCCCUCUCAGCCCGGGCACCCGCCGGCGACUCCUCCAGGGCCAGCCAGGCCGCCUCCCAGCACCACUGUCCAGCGGCGUGGCCAUCUUCAUCAGCUCCACAGUCUCGGGUAAGAUAUGGACGCGGAGAGGGAAGCUCUGCAAAACUCCGCCUACCCCGAUACAAACCUUCUGUCGGAAGCACGGCCUGACAUUUGAGAUUGUUGAUCUGAGGUGGGGUAUUCAAAACACGGAGGCCACUGACCAGAUCACCACGGAACUCUGCUUGGAGGAGAUCGACCGAUGUCGGAAAGCAUCGAUUGGGCCAGCUUUUGUGGCCCUUGUAGGUGACCAGUACGGGCCCUGCCCAGUUCCUCCACUGAUCGAGGAGAAGGAGUGGGAGGCACUGAGGGCCCAGCUGACAACCAGGCCACGUGAGCUGGAGCUGGUGGCACGCCGCUUCCGGAAGGACGAGAACGCUAUUCCUCCUGCCUACGUGCUGCAGGGCACGGGCGCUGGGGAGACUCGCGGGCCCGAGGAGAUCACCCUGACCUCUGCCCUUCGUGCUGGGGCCCAGGAAGCCUGGAGGCUGGGGCUCAUUACCCAGAAGCAGUGGCAUCGCUACCACUGGUCAGUCAUUGAGUGGGAGAUCGAGCGUGGCCUGCUGAGCUCAGAAGACGGGGACCAGGGUGCCACCAUCUUCCUGCGUGAGAUCCAGGACCUCAACAGACAUAUCCUGGAUGACUGUGCCCUGCGGCUGGUGGACCGGCUUCCAGAUGGCUGCCUGGACACAGACGCCCAGAACCUUCUCAGCAGCCUCAAAGGGCGCAUUGCUGAAGAGCACCCCGAUGCCCUCAAGACCCACCACCUGCCGUGGAGCCGUGACCUGGUGAACCCAAAGAACAAGGCCCACGCCCGGUACCUGAAGGAGCUGGGGGAGCAGUUUGUGACCAGGGCCAACUACCAGGUCCUGCAGCAUAUCCGUGAGCUGGAGGCGGCCACGCAGGACCUGGCCUGGCUGUACCAGGACAUCCGCCACCACCUGGGCCAGAGUGCCGAGGCUUCACGCACCUUCUGUGGCCGCCGGGAGCUCCUGGCCCAGUUCGGGCAGCGGCUACGGCAGAGCCACAGUGCCCCCCACAGCCCCUUGGUGCUCUAUGGACCCCCAGGCAUCGGAAAGACAGCACUGAUGUGCAAACUGGCCGAGCAAGUGCCAGGACUUCUAGGUCACAAGACGGUAACGGUCCUGCGUCUUCUGGGGACCUCACAGAUGAGUGCCGACUCCCGUGGCCUGCUCCAAAGCAUCUGCUUCCAGGUGUGCCUGGCCUUCGGGCUGCCCCUACCACCUGCCCAGGUCCUGGAGGCCCACACCAGAGUGGUCCAGUUCUUCCACAGCCUCCUCCACACCGUGUCCCACAGAAACUUCGAGGCCCUGGUCAUCCUUCUGGAUGGCCUGGACGACCUCGACACUGUCCGCCACACCCGCAGGGUCUCUUGGCUGCCGCCUCAGUGCCCCCCGAGGGUCCAUCUCAUCCUCUCGGUGUGCUCAGGGCAGCAGCAGGGGAUGCUGGACACAGUGCGGCAGACACUCCCAGACUCCGGGGCCUACUGGGAGGUGAAGCCCCUCUCUGCGAACCAGGGGCAGGAGAUGAUUCAGCUCCUGCUGGUGGCCGCGAGGAGAACGCUGAGCCAGGCCCAGAAGGACCUGUUGUGGGCCAGCCUCCCCGAGUGCGGGCACCCGGGCCUCCUGAGGCUAGCCUUCGAGGAGGCCCGGAAGUGGGCCUCCUUCUCCGUGCCCGCUCCUCUGGCCUCCACUGCCCAGGAAGCCACGCACCAGCUAUGUGCCCGCCUGGAGCAGACGCAUGGCCAGCUCCUGGUAGCCCACGUUCUGGGCUAUAUCGUGGCUUCUCGGCACGGGCUCUCAGAGGCGGAGCUGAAGGACGUCCUGUCCUUGGAUGAUGAAGUCCUGCAGGCUGUGUACCGGGACUGGACGCCACCCAGCAAGGAGCUGCUCCGUUUCCCACCACUGCUGUGGGUGAGGCUCCGGCGAGACCUGGGCACCUGCUUGGCCCGGCGGCCCAUGGACGGCUCCAUGCUCUUGGCCCUUACCUACAGACAGCUGGCUGAAGUGGUCCGCGAGCGCUACCUGUCUGGGUCCGAGAGACUCAAACGGCAUGGCAUCCUGGCCGACUUCUUCUCGGGGGCCUGGAGCCAGGGCACCAAGAAGCUCAUCACCCUGCCUCUCCUGGGGAAGCCACUGAACCUGGACCGCAAGGUGGCCCCUCAGCCCCUCUGGUUCUCAGACACUGUCGCAAACUUACGGAAGCUGAAGGAGCUACCCUUCCACCUGCUCCAUUCAGGCCGCAUCGAGGAACUGAAGCAGGACGUGCUGGGCAGCAUGAGCUGGAUCUCCUGCCAGGCCAUGUCCCGGGGCCUCGAGGCCCUCCUGGAUGACUUUGACCUGUGUGCCCCGCAUGUGGACUCCCCCGAAGUCGGCCUGGUCCGUGAGGCGCUGCAGCUCGCCCGCCCUGCCAUGGAGCUCCGAGGGCCGGAGAGAAGUGUCCUCUACACGGAACUCCUGGCCAGACUCCAUUUCUUUGCCACCUCACACCCGACACUGGUGGGGCAGCUGUGCCAACAGGCACAGAGCUGGUUCCGGGCGUGUCCUCACCCAGUGCUGGUGCCCCUCAUAGGGUUCCUCCAGCCCCCUGGCGGGCCCCUCCUGGCCACCCUCACUGGCUGCCACAAAGGCAUCACUGCGAUGGCAUGGAGCCUGGAAGAGCUGCUGCUGGUGGUUGGCACGCAGGAUGGCACCGUGGCUGUUUGGGACAUGAAAGAGCACCAGGUGACCCACAUGCUCACUGGGCACACAGGAGAAGUCAGGUGUGUGAAAGUGUUUGCCAAAGGGACACUUGUCAUCUCCGCUUCCAAGGAUCACACACUGCGCUUGUGGAACUUACUCUCUGGCAAGGAGAAAUUCAUCAUCUGGGAUGGCAGGUCAAAAAAUCCCACCGAACCUCAGUUCUGGAACCUUCAUGUGGAUGAAGCAAACAAAGUUGUGUAUUCAACGUCUGGCUCAAAGGUUAAUGCAUGGAAUCUGGAAACCGCAGAGCCUGUGUUCCGUCUCCUGGGUGACACCUCUGACACCUGGGUGUGUACAGCAGUGUUUGCCUCCCAGACCCAGCUGCUGAUGGUGUCCAUGAAUGGCAUGGUCAGUCUGUGGAGCUCAGCCACAGGGAAAUUGCAGGGGAAGCGACAUCUGUCCAGUGUCAAAGAAGAAACACCCACGUGUGGGGUUGCAGUCCAGAAACAAGGAAAGUUGGUGACUGGGUUCAGCAGUGGCUCCGUCUCUCUGGUUUCCUCCAAAGGAGACAGACUGCUAGAGAAGCUUCCGGAAGCUGUGAGGUUCCUGGUGAUCUCUGAGGAUGAGUCCCUUCUCGCUGCAGGCUUUGGAAGAUCUGUGCGGAUAUUCUUGGCUGACUCACAGGGCUUCCACCACUUCAUGGCCACAGAUCUGGAACACGAGGACAUGGUGGAAACGGCUGUCUUUGGUCCCAAUAACAAUCUAAUUGUCACAGGAUCCCAUGACUCACUCAUUCAGGUAUGGAGUCUAUCGGAACAAGGCACCUUGCUGGACGUCCUCGAAGGUGUCGGAGCCCCCGUGAGCCUGCUGGCCCGGGGCGGGGCCUUGGUGGCAUCUGCUUCCCAGCAGUCCUCAUCUUUCAAAGUCUGGGAUCUCACCUAUGCUCAGAAGCCCAGAGUCUCUGCUCCCUUUCUGGACCGCACUGGCCUCACUGCUGUGUCACACAAUGGAAGCUACAUCUACUUCCCCAAGAUUGGGGACAAAAACAAAGUCACCAUCUGGGACUUGGCAGAAGGCGAGGAACAAGAUGCUUUGGACACCUCCAAUGAAGUCAGGUGUCUGGAGGUGGCUGAGCAGACCAAGCUCCUCUUUACUGGCCUCGUCUCUGGAAUUGUCCUCGUAUUCCCCCUAAACUCCCGGCAGGAUGUGAUGUGCAUCCCUCCUCCAGAGGCCCGCAAAGCCAUCAACUGCAUGUCACUGAGCAAGGGUGAGGAGCGCCUGGCCAUCGCUUAUGACAACAUCGUCCUGGUGCUAGACAUCAGUCCUGGGGACCCCUGUCCCGUCAUUGAUGGGCCAACCUACACCUUUUAUACCCAGCUGCCUGAGACCAUCUCCAGCGUAGCCAUUCUGGCUGACUGUCGGGUGGUCUAUGGCAUGACAAACGGCGACCUCUUUCUCUAUGAGUGUGCCAACUCCAAGGUGUUCCCUUUGGAAGCCCACAGGAGCCGGGUCACCUGCGUGGAGGUCAGCCACAAGGAAGAGCUGGCUGUGAGUGGGUCAGAGGAUGCCCUGCUGUGCCUCUGGGACCUGCAGACAUGCAAAUGGAAGUUCAAAAUGAGCUACACGGUGCGCACCCUGCUGACUGUCCAGUUUGUCCAUGCUGUGGUGAACAGAAUUAUCCCAACCUCAAAUGGUUUCAUUGCUCCCACCAGACACGGUUAUCUCAUCCGUGAGCGUUUCCAAUGCCCUUCAUCAAGAACCUCACAGCAGGACCCUAUCAAGAACUUCAAGAAGGCAGUGUGGCUGGUCAAGUCCAGGCAGAGAGAAGAGCUGGCCACCACGGCAGGAGCACCCCAGGACUCAGAGAGUGCUGAGGGAAAUGAAUCCAAACCAAACAAACGUUCACAAGUCUGUCUAAUAUUGUAG